Lutzomyia longipalpis is the source of this 3243-nucleotide messenger RNA. RefSeq names its product acyl-CoA Delta-9 desaturase-like. Bases 419 to 1495 code for a protein of 358 amino acids. The transcript has 6 exons. Gene Ontology annotation, cellular component: endoplasmic reticulum membrane. The record is from RefSeq and is a predicted model, not a curated record. Gene Ontology annotation, biological process: unsaturated fatty acid biosynthetic process. NCBI's taxonomy places the organism in Eukaryota, Metazoa, Arthropoda, Insecta, Diptera, Psychodidae. Gene Ontology annotation, molecular function: stearoyl-CoA 9-desaturase activity; iron ion binding.
UCGGUGAAAUUGCGAAUGUGUGUUAAGGCGAUUUGCAACUCUGGCUUUCCUUAUCAAGUUGCUUGGUGAAUAAAAUAGGCGAUCUAAGCAAGCAACGAGUUCAAUUAAACUCCUGCCAUCGACGUAGAUGGUUGUGACUUGGUUGCGCGCUCUCCCAACCAAUUUUCUCUCUUAUUCUUUACGGUAUUGCAAAUAGUUUUGGACGUGUUCACGUAAAGCAUUUAAAAAAAAAGUUCUUUCAUUGACGUGCCAACCAAAUCAUCCCGUUCUUCUCGGGCGCUGAAACAAUUGCACACUAAUUCAGUUGCCGGGUGUCAACCGAACUGUGAAUAAAUUCUGCCACAUCCCGCCUUUUCGUAUACGAAAGGGGAUUUUGAAGUUACGUUUCCUCACAAAUAAAUAAAUCUGUUGGGUGAAGAUGCCGCCAAAUGCGACAACAACCACGACGACGUGCACAGGAGUGCUGAAUGAGAAUGAUGCCGAGACGGUAGAUGGAGGAUUAUUGGAGGAUAGGACACAUUUGAAAUCAGCUGAAAAGAGGCGACUCAAGCUGGUAUGGAGAAAUAUCAUUGCUUUUGGAUACCUGCAUCUUGCCGCUCUCUAUGGAGCCUACCUCCUGCUCACAUCCGCUAGAAUCUACACAAUAUUAUUUGCUUUCGUACUGUACGUGGUAUCGGGCCUGGGUAUUACGGCCGGCGCACAUCGACUCUGGGCGCAUAGGUCCUACAAGGCGAAACUACCCCUACGAAUUCUACUCGUUAUCUUCAAUACAAUCGCUUUCCAAGAUUGCGCCAUGCACUGGGCUCGUGAUCACCGUGUUCAUCAUAAAUUUUCCGAGACAGAUGCUGACCCACAUAAUGCAACGAGAGGCUUCUUCUUCUCGCACAUUGGAUGGCUUUUGUGCCGAAAGCACCCCGAUGUGAUUGCCAGAGGACGUCAGUUGGACAUUUCCGAUCUUCAGGCUGAUCCAGUUCUUCGGUUCCAAAGGAAAUAUUACAUGCUCUUGAUGCCUCUAAUGUGCUUCAUCAUCCCAACAAUCAUUCCUGUGUAUGUGUGGGGCGAAUCCUGGCAUAAUUCCUGGUUUGUUGCAACAAUGUUCCGGUAUACAUUUGUGCUGAACAUCACAUGGCUCGUCAACAGUGCAGCCCAUGCUUGGGGAAGCAAGCCCUACGAUAAGCAUAUUAACCCAUCUGAGAACAAGUCAGUAGCUAUGUUUGCAUUUGGAGAGGGUUGGCACAACUACCACCAUGUCUUCCCAUGGGACUACAAGACCGCCGAAUUGGGCAACUACCGUCUCAAUACUACCACGGCUUUCAUUGAUUUCUUCGCAAAGGUCGGCUGGGCAUACAAUCUCAAGACUGUAUCGUCCGACAUUAUUGAGAAGCGCGUAAAGAGGACCGGAGAUGGAAGCCACAACCUUUGGGGAUGGGGAGACAAGGAUCAGGACCAAGAAGAAAUUGAUGGAGCAACCAUCAUGCAUAGAAAGGAUGAUUAAAUUUAAAUUAAAAAAGAAAGUAUGCUACUAAAAACAUUCAAAUGGAAGUGAAUUUCGGUUAAAGUUCAAUGGACUCAAAAUCCUCCUGAAACUAAUAUUGAACCCACUAAAAAAGAAAAACAAGAAAUAUUUAUGAAUGUGAAAGAUUUCAAAGCCAAAUCACUAUCGUGGAUAAUUGUUCUAAUUUUUUUGCGAUAGAAUGAGAUGAUCAGAGCAGAGGAAUUUAUUGAAUCUCUGUAUCAUCUCACUCUAUUGAUUUACACAUCCAAAUGUGAAGGUCAUGAAGGUUUUCUUUCAUCUAUCUAGUUGUAUAAAACACUUGCUGUGUAGUUUAGGUAUCUAAAGACUAAAAGAGGGGAGUAAGAAUGAUGAAGACACAGAAUUAGGGGCAAAGUGCCACAGAUGGUUACAUCUAAAAAACAAAAUAUAUUUUGUAUUUUACAAUAAAUUUUGCACCUAGCAGAAAUUUCACAAAUUAAAUUGAAUUUCUGCUUGAGAAAACACUUGUUUGGAAUAUCUAGUGGAUUAUUAUUUAAAUAAAAAAAAGAUUUAGAAAUAAUUAAAAUAUUUAAUAAAAACAGAAAAAAAAUUCUAAAACAAACUCUGAGAAAAUUCGUGUCCAAUUCUCUCAAUAAUCCCUUCACUUGUAUUUUCAUACUCAGGAAUUUCAAUGAAACUCUUCGAGCUUUUUCUCUAAACCUCAUAAAAUUUUCUACUUCUAAAAGAGAAACAUUUAACGGAAUUCCGUAAUAAAAUGAUUUUAAUAAAAACAAAAACAUUUCUAAAAUAAUAUUCCACUAUAUUCCUCAGAAAAAAAAAGAUGGGCGGAAAAUAAUAAAGCAAAUUUGCCAAAUGAGGGGGAGGAUUCACAAGAUAUUACAAAACCAGUUAUUUAUAUGUAUGGAUGUAUAUAUAAAAAAUAUAUAUAAAUGUAAUAAAAAAAACAAUAAAGAUCAAUAUAGUAAAUGCAUGGAAACUAAUGGCAAAGGGAAAAACGUGAUGAAUAUAGGAGGAUCAGUUUUAAGGAAGAAAAAAAUGAAUGAAUAAAAACUCAAUAAAAUAAAAUAUUUUUAUCAAAUGUUUGGGAUGAAAUUUUUAAAAAAUGUGAAAAUGAAGGAAAAUUUUAUGAAAAAUAAAUAUAUUUCUUAUUGGAAGUAAAGAAUAAAGAGAGGCACAAAUAUUUCUGUUUUCUAAUGUAAGAAACUUUAAAAAUAGUUAGGCAUGUUUAAAUUUAUAUUAAAAACUGCAAAACUGCAGCGAAAUAUCUCAUGGAGGACUCUACAAAUUGACCUCUAUUUGUAGUAAAAAUUGGCACCGAUGAAACUUGAAAAAUUUCCAAAAAUGGAUUAUAGUGAAAAAAGAUAUUUAUGACAUUUUCUACUAAAUUUUUAUUAUUUUUGUAUGAUGGGGAUAGUAUGGAAAGGCAGCGAAUGAAUUUUGUAAGAAAAGAAACAUUUGAUAUGGUAGAAAGUAAAAUUUUCUAGUUAAAUAAAAAAAUUGGAAAUAUAGAAAGGAUAAUAAAAUGAGAAAUUAUGAUAUAUUGGAUAUUAAAAAUAUUAUAUUUUUACUUACAAUAUUUUCAAAAUUUAUUCAUGCUCGGAAGAAAGGAAUAAAGAUAGAGCAGGUGAUGAAGUUCGAGUUGUGUCAGUGUUUAGAGCUUUUCACUUGAAGAAAAAAAUGAUAAAUUAAAGAAUAUUAAUUCCUUUUGUGAUAAAUGAUUAGAGAAAUAAAGUUUUUGUGAAAAAUCA